GGUGACUACUUUGGCGAAAGGGAAAUGAAGAGACGAGUCAGAAGAAGCAAUGCUAGCCUUUCUAGUUGAAUUCUCUAUCCAGUUUGGUUGUAUAUUUCUGGAAAUAAAUGGUAAAUGCCUUUUAAGGACUUGGGUUCUAUUUGCAACAAAUUGCAAGGUAUGACAUUUGUGAAUACUUGUACAGAGUUUUUUAUGUAUCAGAAUCAAGAAAAGAGCUUAAACGUGAAAGAUAUUGAAGCAUCCUUAUUGAUUACGUUUAAAUCUUUGUAUCAUACCCUAGAAUAUCUAUGGUCUAAAAGGAGUGACAGGCUGUGAUAGUAUCCUCCCGAGCAUUGACAAAGGGGGAUUAAAUAAGUUGAUUUCUCUUGUGCUUGAAGAUUGUGAAGAUGUGAAAUGCAUCAUAGAUACAACACAGUUGCAUGUUCCAGCCCCUGCCUUCUCUGAUUUGGUGAAAUUAUCUCUUAGAAGGUUAAAUCUUCUUAGAGAAAUAUGUUGCGGUCCAUAUGAAAAGCUUCAGAGUUUAUCUCUUGAAAAUUUGGAAACUGUGGAUCUAGCAGAAUGCCCUGGUAUGUGCAGCUUAUUUCCAGCAAUGUUGCUACAGAGACUAUAUAAACUGAAACAAGUGACAAUCCAAUCUUGCGACAAGUUGGAAGAAAUAUUUCAACUUGAUGGGUCUGUCAUAGUGGGGAAGAAAAUCUUGCUAUGCUUUCAAGUUUAGCAAAGUUACACUUGGCAAAGUUACCACAACUGAGAUGUAUAUGGAAAGGGCCAACCCAUAUUAUAAACUUGCAAAGUCUUACAAAUGUUAAAGUGAGUGAGUGUAAAAGUUUGAUUUAUCUCUUCACUUUGUCAGUUGCUCAGAGUUUGGUCCAACUGAAAUCACUCAAAGUAAGUGAUUGCGAGAGUUUGAAACAUUUGAUAGUGACAGAAGAAGGUGAUAAUGACAAGGAGGAGGAAAUAUUACUAGAAUCUCAUCAUGCAGUUGUUGUGCUCCCAAAUUUGGCGAAGUUAAGCAUUGGAAAAUUACCGCAACUGAGGUGUAUAUGGAAUGGACCCUCUUAUCAUUUAAACCUCCCAAGUCUCAUAGAUGUUAAAGUGGGAGAGUGCAAAAGUUUGAUUUAUCUCUUCACUUUGUCAGUUGCUCAGAGUUUGAUCCAACUGAAAUCACUCGAAGUAAGUGAUUGUGAGAGUUUGAAACAUUUUAUAAUGACAGAAGAAGGUGAUAAUGACAAGGAGGAGGAAAUAUUACCAGAAUCUCAUCAUGCAACUGUUGUGCUCCCAAAUUUGGCAAAGUUAAGCAUUAAAAAAUUACCGCAACUGAGGUGUAUAUGGAAUGGACCCUCUUAUCAUUUAAACCUCCCAAGUCUCACAGAUGUUGAAGUGAGAGAAUGCAAAAGCUUAACUUAUCUCUUCACUUUGUCAUAUGUUUGGAGUCUGGUGCGGUUGAAAUCACUCAAUAUAUAUGGUUGUGAGAGUUUAGAGCAUCUGGUUAUAACAGAAGAGGGUGAUAGUGACGAAAUAUCAUCAGAACACGAUCUUCAAAUCCACAGUCCUUUCUUGUCAAAACUAGAAUCUCUCAAGAUAAAUUCAUGUGAGAGAUUGGAACAUAUAUUUCCUAUCUCUUUUGCACGAGUUCUUGUACAACUUGAAAGGUUUAAAGUAAAAAAUGCCCCUCAGUUAAAGCAAGUCUUUUAUUUGGAUAAUGGAAAUGAAGAAAAUGUAGUUGCCGGAGAUGGAAAGGAAACUGUAGUCAUCAAGCUCCCUAAGUUGAAAGUACUAAGACUGGAUGGACUUGCAAGCAUGAUUAGUUUCUGCCCAGAAAAUUUUCAUUCAAGUUGGCCAGCUUUGGAAGAUUUCACAAUAGACAAGUGCUCGAUGUCUUUCGUUACUGAAGUUGUAUCUAAAGUACGAGAUCUACAAGAGAAUUUGCGAAUUCUAAGGAUUGGCAGUUCGAAUCAGUUGUACGACACACUUCUUUCUGGACUGAAAGAUGGCUUCUUCAAAAAUUUGGAAGAAUUAAGUAUCAACAGAUGUGGAGUAAAAGUGUUAUUUCCGUUGGAAGACGGAGAGCAACAUUUAUUCUCACUCCCUAAUUUGAAAACAUUGGAGUUGGGAUAUUUGCCAGAACUAGAAGGUUUAUGUAGUAAGAGUCCUACGCUUGUUUUAAGCCUGGAGAAUCUUACAACUUUAGAUCUAUGGCACUGCGAUAGGCUGAGAAAUAUCUUCUCACCUUCUCUUGCUCAAAAUCUAUCCCAGUUGCAAAGGCUAUCUAUCUAUGAAUGUGAGGAAUUGGAGGAAAUCAUUGUUGAAGAAGAUGAAGAGAAUCAAAUUCUAUUCUUCCAAAAUCUCUUAGAAAUUGAUGUUGUAAGAUGCCCUAAAAUAAGACGUUUGUUUGCUAUCACGGUAGCUCCGUGUCUUCAAAAACUGGAAAGGAUACAUGUAUAUGAGAACUCUGAAUUAGAAGAAGUAUUUGGAGAUAAAGAUGUUGCUGACGUCAUGGAUCACAAAGAAAUCAUGCUGCCUCAGCUUGAUUGGUUGUGUCUCCCCCAAUUACCAAGUCUCAGCAAGUUGUGCCCAGUGGGUUAUCACUUCAUAUUUCCAUCUUUGAGUCGUCUAUUGGUAAUUAACGGAUGUCCCAAGAUGAGUACAAGAUUUUCCGUGGGUGAAGACAGAUGUGUGCAUGCCAAAGCAAAGCCAUUGAAAAUGGGCAACCAAGAUAAAAUUGCAGACUUCCCUUCAGAGCCUUCCAUCGAUAUCAAGUGCUUCGGUUUUGACCAAAUAAAACAAAGUUUACCGCCAUACAUAGAAAAUGAUGACCAAAGUAUCAAGCAGAAGGAGGAAGAAAUUAACACUGAAACUUGAAACCUGCUCAUGAUUUCUAACCAGUCCACCAAGCAGAAUCACCGACUUUGUAAACAGCACCAAGAGAGACUCCGAAAAUGAUGAGCAAAGUAUCAACCAGGAGGAGGAAGAAAUUAACACUGAAACUUGAAACAUGCUCAUGAUUGCUAACCAGUAUUCAAUUACAACAAUCAAUUUCACAAUGUAAAGAAAGUGAAGCAUCCAGAUUUUCUGUCUUGCAAUGCAACAUCUCCCUUGGCUACCUAAAUUACUGGCUUUGACUCUAUUGUCCUAAACAAUCUAGGCCACCACUUUUUUUUGUGUGGCAUUCCUGAUCAUCGUGAAGUGGGACAGAAGGUUGACAUCAUGGUGACUCCAGCUUCUCUGCGACCAAGUGCCAGUUCUAGUUAUCCUUCAUCGCCUUCAGCAUCCUCCCCAUUACCGCACCCAGUCCUGCUUUCAACACUGCUUCAACUCUCCAAUGUUUUAAGCUUUUGCAGGCUUUGGUUUGCCUUGCCAUUUGUUGCAGCACUUUUUCACAUUUUACUGAAACUGCAGUUUUUGUGUCUUUUGGGAUUAUUCUCUUAAUAACUUGUGCUAUUUUGUUCUUGUUUUUGCUGAGAUUGUUGGUGUUGGAUUUAUGAAGUUUAUGAUGUUUGUAUGACUCUAGUUUGCACUAGAGAAGACUUUGUAUUCCAUUUAUUUUGGUGAUAGUAAAAGACUUUAAUCGGA
Messenger RNA from Pistacia vera, 3573 nucleotides. RefSeq names its product probable disease resistance protein At4g27220. The record is from RefSeq and is a predicted model, not a curated record. The transcript has 5 exons. Lineage: Eukaryota; Viridiplantae; Streptophyta; Magnoliopsida; Sapindales; Anacardiaceae. The coding region runs from base 703 to 2862 and encodes 719 amino acids.